Molecule: messenger RNA, 2032 nt
Organism: Xylaria bambusicola
Lineage: Eukaryota; Fungi; Ascomycota; Sordariomycetes; Xylariales; Xylariaceae
Exons: 6
Source: RefSeq, a predicted model, not a curated record
UGCUGGAGUUAUUUCUGUACACAGUUGUAGAAUCCAGGUAGUGCAUUCUGAGAGUAUGAAAGGCGUAAUAGGAGCCUACAUAUCUAUACACAUACACAAGCACCCUAAAUACCCCAAACCUACAUUGCCCCAAUCAGCAACGCCAGACGAGCCCCGGAGAGCACAUAUACCUUUUAAUGCCCACUGGCUUUCAGAAGACAAUUUUCUGUGAUCUUCUUCAAACGCCGUAUGUUGGCUGCAUGCAAGGACGGUGGCAUGAACUUUGUCUUAUGGCAUGUCACUAGCUCAACUGCAGGCGCACGGCGCGGGUACGGGGAGGAAGCAAGCUUAGUUAAUGCUUAAGUGAGAGGUCGAAACUACCGUGUCGUGUGUUCCUUAUAUUAGUUAUUUAGAGCUACGACACAAGUAGCCGCCAUCGCCGAGAAAUACUCACACCAGUAUGCCGAGCCCCAUCCUUCAUGGAGCAUGACCUCGCAGAGCAAACGCAGCCUAAAGCCCCCAGAAAGUACAAUCGGUCCACUAGCCCACGAGCUGUAGAGAGAAGAAGACUGCAGAAUAGAAUUUCUCAGCGCAACCGCCGUAUGCGAAUACAGAACGCGGCUAAUAGGGAGACCUGUAUUGUCGAGCCCAUUGCGCAUCAGCCCUACCAGGAGGACGAGCCGACUGUGAGUUUCGAGGAAGGAAACCCUCCACUCACAACGAGCCACGGCGGCAACUUCCAAGAGCCUAGAGUUUUGAACGUUGCGGAUAACACAGUCCCCUUCUGUGCCCCAUCUAUUGAAUCGGCUGAACCGUCUUCGGGAGCAAUGAUUCCUCUCAUGGCAGAGGACCUAGUUCUGCAGCAACUGCCUGCUUGGUCCCCCGUUGACUCGAUGAUAGGAAUGCCUAUGCCAACACUAAGUGGGGAGGGUCAUCUAUCUCACUUUGAGACUGACUCUCCUGCCAACAACUGCACCUGCAAUGAGACAACAGGCCCUUGUCCUGGACACAUAGAAAAGAUGCGAACGCAGGUACUAAGGGAGACAUCAAGUUCGCUGCGGUCAAAUCAACACCACAGGACCAAAAAUAUGCCUGGAGGCGAAAUUUCAAUGCACCAGGAGGCUUCUCAGCCGCCGCUUGACCGGACCGGUUUCUCUCUAUCGCAUGAGUUGCACCAACAACAGCCAUUUCACUGCCAUAACAGCACUGAAAGCAGUAGCACCAGCAGCAGUCACGCACAUACAAGGCUGAGCACCCAAUCGCCUUCUAGUGUGCCGCCUUUCGGCGCGUCUUCUAGCAUCGUCGGCUAUUCGUCACAUGGUGCCUCCGUAGCUGACAUGACGCGACGUUUCGUAGCCAUAAUUGACCUAGUGCAGUCGCUUGGGUUCAGCCACUUCGACGAGAUGGCUGCAGCAUACUACACCGCUGCCUUCGAGAAGGAGAGCUUACCAGCUAUGGCACAGAGCGCCAGCCGUAGCCGUCGGCUCAAACCAAUGCUGAUGAAACUUCAGGACAACAGUGUCCAAUGGCAGCGGUGGGAGUCCCGGGGACUUCGAGAAGGAAUUUCGGAAGCUGCUAAUCGCACUUACGUGGCGGAAAUAGAGGCUCAAGGUAGAGUAAUAGAGCCUAGCCAAUUUCGCAACGAGUCGGCCAACCUCAUCGUCGCCAUUGAGAGAUUGCUACGUGAUCAUGGUUGGGGCAGACGAGACGGCGCGCCCCGUUCACAUGACUGGGAGGGGAUGACGCUGUCAGAGCAGCUGGACGCAGCUCCGGAUUCGAUGCCUUGCCUGUGGACCCUUCUAACCGAGUUAGCCGGAGCUGAGGGACUGUAUUGCGACAGAACCGCUCGCGCUGCGUUAGCUGUUCUACUUUCUGCCCCUAACUAGGCGUACAGAAAAGGAAAAUGGGGAGGAAGAUUAAAGAAUAUAAUGCAUUUCGACCACAACUAUAGACCAAUGUAUAAAAGAGAAGAAACGUGAAAAACUCUAGAAUACACUCGAUAUUCAUGGGUAGAACAAAAUUCUAAGCUCAAUAAUAAAAAACCUUCCUAAAA